Messenger RNA from Jaminaea rosea, 1423 nucleotides. RefSeq lists its product as hypothetical. Gene Ontology annotation, molecular function: acetate transmembrane transporter activity. The record is from RefSeq and is a predicted model, not a curated record. NCBI's taxonomy places the organism in Eukaryota, Fungi, Basidiomycota, Exobasidiomycetes, Microstromatales. Gene Ontology annotation, cellular component: plasma membrane. The transcript is spliced from 3 exons. Bases 455 to 1174 code for a protein of 239 amino acids.
GUCAAGGGUUGAGGCUCGCCGCGCUGCGACAAGCGGACGUACGGCCUUUGGCCUCGGUUGAUGACCACAACCCCACACUCGAUGAUCGCUGGGCCCGCUGCUGCUGUCUGCGGGCUGAUGCUGCCGCUCCCCUUGUCGUCACUCCUCUGCUCUUGGGAUGCUGCUGCCGCUCUUUCCAUCGCUUGCGUCUCUUGCAGCUUCCCACUCGAAAGCAGCUCUACAGUUCGAGUGCCGCUUUGCAACCCAACGCAACUCGAUUGUGUUGACGUAGCUUGCCGCCGUCUAAUCCGGCCACUCCCAGCUGUCGCGGCUGCCUGGCCUUGCCCUCUGCCAUUGGGGUAUAUAGCUGCGCUCCAGGUCUUGGCUGUUCGCAGCGACGUCUUGAUUCCCUCUUCCCCACACUCAUCCGCGUCUCCUCUUUCUCACCACCAAUCCCCUCCUCUUUCUAGUCGCAAUGUCUGAGAUCAAGAACGUCGAGAACGGAAACGGCGGAUACCAGGGUGGUGCGCCCACCAACCGCGCUGUGACUCCUGGAGGUCAUCCCCUCGACUCGACGCAGCCGGCCUUCCCCGUCUACCACCGAAAGUUCGCCAACCCCGCCCCGCUGGGUCUCAUGGCCUUCGCUGCCACCACGUUCGUCCUCUCCAUGUACAACGUUCAGGCCCGUGGCGUCUCCGCACCCAACGUCGUCACCGGUCUCGCUGUUGGAUACGGUGGAACCGCUCAAUUCAUUGCCGGCGUGUGGGAGUUCGCAAGCGGUAACACCUUUGGUGCGACCGCCUUCUGCUCCUACGGCGCCUUCUGGUGGUCAUUCGCCGCCAUCCUCAUCCCGUGGUUCGGCAUCGAGACGGCUGUCCCCGAGGGUGAGCUCAACAGCGCUCUGGGUAUUUACCUGAGCGCCUGGUUCAUCUUCACCUUCAUCAUGUUCGUCGCCUCCUUCCGCUCCUCGGUCGGCCUGGUCCUCCUCUUCGGUCUUCUGGACAUCACCUUCCUGCUGCUCUUCAUCGGAUACUUUGUCGGAAACGAGUCUCGCGCUACGAUGGUCACCAAGGCCGGCGGAGGCUUCGGUAUCGCCACGGCAGCCGUUGCGUGGUAUGUAGGCGCUGCUGGCCUCCUCACGCCCGACACGAGCUACUUCACCCUUCCCGUCAUCGAGCUCUCGAGGCGCGACUAAGCGGAUUGCUACCCAGGAUGGCAUGCCCCACAUUCUCGCUGCCACGAAGCAAGAAGCAGGGAGGCACACGGCCCUCAUCGCUCGACGCACCCCUGCUUGCCCUCCCUUUGUACCAGUCAUGUACACGAGUACCCCACAUUCCCUUCUCAGAUUCUUUCUAUCUUCUUAACCUCUAUUUUCAACCAAAGCUUAUGCUCCUUCUUCUCUGAAGCCAGAUUUGACGCAUUGAAAAUCCAUUCUCUGUCUAGC